AUGGCGGGCAAAGUAUCUCGACUACAAGCCAUCACUCGGGCCCUCCAGAAGGCAAACCGCAGUCCUCAUGUCCCGUCUCAUCGACAGUCCGCCACCACCCCGCAAAGUCGCGGCGCAGCCAACUCUGCUCUCACGCCCUCCAAUACCGAUAAACAGCUCGAUGCCGGAGAGUACAAUGGCCAAUCGACGCCACAGCGAAGUGGUGCCAAUCCGCCAUCGACAACGCGCUCAACGCCGGUACCCAGAACCGAGCGACAACCGCUUCGCACGCCAGGAUCCCGGUUCUCUGAAAAUGUUGGUAGUUAUGGAAGCAUACUCGCAACGCCGCCACAACAACACCAUACCGCAGGUUCGGAUAUAGGCUCCUUUGAACUUCCGGACCCGGCACUUGACCCAGAUGAGGACUAUCUGCCACACGAGGAUACUGCAGACAAACCCAGGAACCUCCGGACUCCUUCGCCGGUCAUGGAUCGCCGUGGCAUGCUGAACACUUCCCCGUCUCGCCCUAUAUCAGAACCAUUACCGGCGCAGAGGCCCCAAUUGGACCAGCGGAUGAGCUGUCAGAGUCAAAUGGGUGACACCUUAACAAAGGUGCCGUCGGGCAACCGGACAUCAGAGCUUUUGCGUCGCGUGUUCACAGCGGAGGGAGAGCCUGGCGGGAGGCGACAGGUUGAUUCUGGCGCCGGCGCCGAGGUUGAUAGACGCCAGGACGAGUUCUUCGAGUUCUUGGAUAGCCAGUUGCACAAGAUUGAUACGUUUUACGUGAUGAAAGAGCAAGAGGCCACCGAGAAACUGCGUGUCCUUCGCCAGCAGUUACACAUCAUGCGAGACCAGCGCAUGCAAGAGGUCGAGGCUGCUAAGAGAGGCGUCAAUUCCGAUGACUCGGAAACACAGCAACGGCCAAAUGGAUUCGCAAAAAUCAGGAAUGGUCGAAUCAAGGAUACAUUCGUGGGAAAGAAUCGUUUCGGUAAGAAUACUGAAGCGCUGGCCCAGAUGGCGACUCCUGGUAUGCACGCCCAAGAUGAUUUCAUUGCCAACCGGAGGGACUUUAUGCGGCGGCAGGAUCCACAAAGUCAAGAAGUGCCAUAUCGCUCCGCCAAGCGCAAACUCAAACAUGCUCUGCAGGAGUUCUACCGCGGAGUGGAACUUCUCAAGGGAUAUGGCUAUUUGAAUCGAACGGCCUUCCGGAAGAUUAACAAGAAAUACGACAAAGCGGUCAACGCCCGUCCACCGCUCCGGUACAUGUCUGAAAAGGUCAACAAAGCGUCCUUUGUACAGAGUGACGUGAUUGAAAGCUUGAUGGUAGCGGUCGAAGAUUUGUAUUCCCGUUACUUCGAGCGCGGUAAUCGCAAAAUCGCCGUCUCGAAACUCCGUCACACAAUCAACAAAUCUGGUGAUUACUCACCAAAUACUUUCCGCUCCGGUCUCUUGUUGAUGGGCGGAACUCUGUUUUCCAUCAAGGCAUUGGUUGAUGCUACGUCAAAUCUCCGCUCCGAUGAUGUCGCUGAACAUGUUCAGACCAGCUAUCUCCUCCAGAUAUAUGGUGGGUAUUUCCUCAUCGUGUUCCAUGUCUUGCUCUUCUGCUUGGAUUGUAUGAUCUGGACAAAGUCGAAGAUCAAUCAUGCAUUUGUUUUCGAAUACGAUAGCAGACACACCUUGGAGUGGCGUCAGUUGCUGGAGAUCCCUGCCUUCUUCCUUUUCUUGAUGGGCCUAUUCAUGUGGCUCAACUUCUCAUGGUACAACCACAUGUAUAUCUACUGGCCUGUCGUCCUUAUUGGCUUGACGAUCAUUAUAAUUUUCUUGCCGGCCCGUGUUCUUUACCACAGGAGCCGCAAAUGGUUUGCUUUUUCCAAUUGGCGCCUUUUGCUUGCCGGAAUCUACCCAGUCGAGUUUCGUGAUUUCUUCCUUGGCGACAUGUACUGUUCUCAAACAUAUGCCAUGGGAAACAUUGAGCUCUUCUUCUGUCUAUACGCCUCAUACUGGGGCUACCCUCCCAAGUGCAACUCCUCCCACUCUCGGCUCUUGGGCUUCUUCCAAUGCCUUCCCUCUGUCUGGCGAGCUUUACAAUGUAUACGCCGAUACCUGGGCACGAAGAACGCAUUCCCCCACCUCCUGAACUUGGGCAAGUACAUAUUUGGCGUCCUCUUCUAUGCAACUCUCAGCAUGUACCGCAUCGACCUCCAAACCCGGUUCCAAGCCUCAUUCAUCACCUUCGCCCUCUUGAACGCCGUCUACACCUCAGUAUGGGACUUAAUCAUGGACUGGAGUUUGGGUAACCCAUACGCAAAGAACCCAAUGCUCCGCGAAGUCCUCGCCUUCCGUCGCGUAUGGGUAUACUACGCUGCAAUGCUGCUCGACGUAGUCGUCCGGUUCAACUGGAUCUUCUACGCAGUAUUUAUCAAAAAUAUACAGCAGUCCGCCCUACUUAGCUUCCUGGUCUCCUUUUCAGAAGUCUGCCGCCGCGGCGUCUGGUCCAUCUUCCGCGUCGAAAAUGAGCACUGCACAAAUGUUCUCCUCUUCCGUGCUUCCCGUGAUGUCCCUCUCCCCUACGACAUCCCCUCCCCAGCUGCACCCCCCCUCGACGGCUCAGCAGAAGACGUCCAACUCCAAGAACAGCAGCACGCCUCGACACCCUUCAUGUCGCCCGGCGACGUCGAGCAGGGCACACCCUCCAUGUCCAGCAUGCGCCACCGCAACCGCCGCCCCUCGGUUGGUAUCAGCCGGGUCGGCACGAUCGUGGCCUCAGCGCACGCGCAGGAUUUCGAGCGAAGACGUCUGCCAAACUUCAUGUCGAGCGCGAGUUUAGGACGGGAUAUGGAUCAAGGCGCAGACGAUAGCACGGACGAAGACGACGAGACGGAUAUAAGCACGGAUGAGGAUUCGCGAGCGAGACCGGUCUCAGAGCGCAGGGACACGAUGGGUCGGAUUAUUGAGUAG
Messenger RNA from Penicillium egyptiacum, 2937 nucleotides. The record is from the annotation of a GenBank genome assembly. Lineage: Eukaryota; Fungi; Ascomycota; Eurotiomycetes; Eurotiales; Aspergillaceae.